CAAGUGCGCACAAUUGCAGUAAUCGAAUUGCUGUCGCUGCAGCCACAAAUCACGACAAAACGAAUCCUCCGAAGCAGGCGGUUAACAGGAUACAUAGUACAUACCUAAUAUACCUACGUACAUAAUUAAAUACAAGUGAAAAUAUGAAAAAUCUCAUUUUAUUACUCUGCUGCAGCGUUUUCUUGCAUUCCAUUAGCACCUCUGUGACCAGUGACGCCCCCACGCUCAUACGGGCCACACCCACAUACACCGUCGUUAUUGCACCACCCGUCGUCACGGCGCAUAGCCAUCAAGUGGUCGCGCGCAACUACAAUCGCCUUUACGUGCCCGCUGCUAGCUAUGUGCCUGCGAGUUAUGUGCCAGCUGUAAGCACAACGACCGCUGUGGCUGCCGCCUAUCCCUAUGCAUAUCCGACGACGGCGACGACCUACCGUUACGGUUACGGUUAUUACCCGGCUUACGGCUACAGCUAUGGCUAUGGUAGCGCAGUGCCUACGGCCUUGUGGCGAUGAUGUGUUAACGCUAAUAUGCGCAAAGCUUACGCGCGUAAACAUGCAUACUUGAACGUGUUAGCUUGAGUUUGUGUGUGUGUGUUUGUGUUUGUGUUUGUGUGUGUGUGUGUGUGUGCUUGCACGUGUGCGCGCGUGUAGCUAAAGUGCAGAUUUGCCAGGAUAUGCGCUGCUGAGUUGAUGAGUUUGUUUUACGUAAUAUGGUGAAGCCGCUUCAUGUGCACUCUUAUCUGCAUUAUUUUUUGCACUUGGCUUGAUGUGGCUGGCAGGAUGGCGGCUUUAUAAGCAAUUCAUACAAUACUCGUACAAUAAGGAUUUCAUUUUAUGUGAUGAGAAGGGUGAUUAUGCGCUGCAUGUUUAAAAUUUUCUGCAGCAGGCAAAUGAAUAACUAAAUAUUAAUAUAUGUAUGCUGUAUAAAUAUUAUUCUGCAUUUGAAUAAAGAAUUCAACAUA
This is a messenger RNA of Rhagoletis pomonella (apple maggot), 961 nucleotides long. RefSeq lists its product as uncharacterized. The record is from RefSeq and is a predicted model, not a curated record. The transcript is spliced from 2 exons. Bases 144 to 512 code for a protein of 122 amino acids. NCBI's taxonomy places the organism in Eukaryota, Metazoa, Arthropoda, Insecta, Diptera, Tephritidae.